Dermacentor silvarum is the source of this 3982-nucleotide messenger RNA. Its product is annotated as cytochrome P450 4c3-like. The coding region runs from base 535 to 2145 and encodes 536 amino acids. The record is from RefSeq and is a predicted model, not a curated record. Gene Ontology annotation, molecular function: heme binding; iron ion binding; monooxygenase activity. NCBI's taxonomy places the organism in Eukaryota, Metazoa, Arthropoda, Arachnida, Ixodida, Ixodidae. The transcript has 11 exons.
UCCACGGAGAGGUCCUCGCGGUGACGUCACGCCCAGUUGGCCCCAUUGGCCCAGCCGCGGUCACGUGGCAAGCGGCCGUCUCGAACAGACAGUGCUCCCGUUUGCGGGGAUUACAUCAAUGCUUUUAGUACGGUCCCCGGUGCGUUUCCUCGGGGUGCUGGUGGUGUAGUCGUGCAACGUUGUCUGGGGGGCCUGGGACACGCACAGGAACCGCUCCACUUCCUGGGGCCGCAUGCCUUAUCGGCGUGGAGGAGCCGAUGCAAUGCCGACACCGAGAGCAUGGCCCCGGAGGCCGGCGCCCCCGCGCCGCCGCUGCUGCUGCCCUCGGCUGCCCCGGUGCCUGCUAGGACCCCGCGACGACGACCACUCGACGCCCAUGUGACGGCCACCCCCGUUGGCACCGGACGCGAGCGGCGCGUCACUCCCGGCCGACGACCAUGUGCGUCCGCUGGGUGCUCCCGGACUAGCGCCCACGUCGCCAGCAACGAGCCGGCCUGAGCGGACAAUCUCCUCGGCCGGCGGACACUGCCAACCAUGUCGGCGGGCGGCGAAGCCACCCUGUUUCCCAUGACCUUGACAGGCUUUCUGCCCUUCUCGUCGCACCGAGUCCUGUGGUCCCUAACCUUACUACUCUCGUGUAUCGUGCCCGUGGCUGUGCACAUCGCGCGGCGUCGACGCAUCGCCGAGCUUAUCUCCAAGAUUCCGGGGCCCACGGCGGCGCACCCGAUCCUCGGCAACUUGGACGUGCUGUACGAGCUCAAAAAGUACAGGCACCUCCUUGCGCCACAUAUACUGCUGCUGCAGACCAUGUGCGGGUUAGCACAAAUACACGACAAAGACAGAAUCUUCAGGUUCUGGCUGGGGUUCAGGCCUGUGGUAUCUUUCUUCAAAGCAGAAACAGUAGAGGUCAUAUUAAGUAGUAAUACCGUUUUAGAUAAAUCUUUUGACUACACAUUAUUACACCCCUGGUUGGGCACAGGUUUAUUAACAAGUUCAGGCAACAAAUGGCGGCGGAGAAGAAAGAUGCUAACACCGGCCUUCCACUUUCGGAUACUGGAGGACUUCAUUCCGGUGUUCAAUGAGCAGGCCGUGAUAUUCGUGAAAAACCUCAAGGAGCAGCAGAACAAAAAGUACAUCGACAUUGUUCCUCUGGUCACACUCUGCACGCUCGACAUCAUCUGCGAGACCGCAAUGGGGGUGAAGGUUGAUGCUCAAUUAAACAGUAAUUCUCACUACGUUCGCUCCUUGUACGAAGUGGGCGAGACCUUCAUGGCGAGAGUGAUGAGGCCAUGGCUAUGGCCAAAUUACGUCUUCUACAUGUCCUCGUUUGGGAGGAAAUUCAAGGACAACCUUGCACAGCUGCACAACUUCACCAGAAAGGUGAUACGCGAAAGAAAGGCCGAGCUGCUUGAACAGAAGGUUAUUGACGGCCUCACCAUCGGAGAACCAGUGAUCGGACAAAAGAGACGACAGGCCUUCCUGGACCUGCUGCUCAGCCAUCACAUUCAGGACAGCAGCCUCACGGAAGAGGACAUCCGGGAAGAAGUAGACACCUUCAUGUUCGAGGGUCACGACACCACGGCCAUGGGUAUCUCAUGGGCAAUGUACCUUAUUGGACUCUACACGGACGUUCAGCAGAAGAUUCACGAGGAGCUGGAUGCAAUCUUCGGAGAGGAUAGAGAGCGUGCCAUCACACCUGACGACCUCAAAGAAAUGAAAUACCUCGAGUGCGCUCUGAAGGAAUCACAGCGACUAUUUCCGUCAGUGCCAUUCAUUGGAAGGGAGCUAAUGGAAGACGUGGUAGUGAACGGCUACACGGUCCCCCGGGGCACGACGUGUUUCCUCUUCACAUUCAUGCUCCAUCGAGACAAGGAGAUAUUUCCAAACCCAGAGGUGUUCGACCCAGACAGAUUCCGGCCCGAGAACUGUGUUGGAAGGCAUCCAUUCGCCUAUGUACCGUUCUCGGCCGGACCGCGCAACUGCAUAGGUCAGAAGUUCGCCCUCAUGGAAGAGAAGGUGGUCUUGUGCUCUGUACUGCGGAACUUUUGCAUCCAGUCCGUUGACUUCAGGGAUAAAAUUCACCUCGUCGCGGAACUGGUGACGCGGUCAAAACACGGCCUCAAAAUCCGGUUAAGGCCGCGCUAAGUGCGUAUUUUUCUCGCUGUGCAACGCAACGACCUCCUGGGCGGAACGCGGAAAAGCAGACCUCCAUCGCAUCGAGUCACGAAAUGGCGAAGGCAGUGUCCAUGCUUUCUUUCAAGCGCCCCCAAGUAAGGCAGCCAGCAUGCAGAGCUUUCGGAUCACCGGGGAACGUGCGAUAGCCACGGUAAAGACAGCACCGGCCCAAAGUCCUGGACAGCUCUUCCCCAGUCGCAUCGGAGCUCGAGAGAUAACAAGCACCUCUUCCGUGCCUGUUUUCGCUUUUUUUUUUUCGAUUCAGCUGGCCGACUCGUGUUUUGUCGGCCAUCAAGUGAUCGCGACUGUGUGGGGUGUGACGUAGAAAACCUCAACCAAGAUGUGCCUCAGCCUCUUGCCUGGAACUCUUCCUCGUUCCCCUUGUAAAUAUGUUCACCCGCCCUCUCUCGGACUGAUUGCCUCGCCAACCCGCCAUCGGCAUGGAGCCGCUUUCUCCCUCCUCGAAGCGGGAAAGUUAUUUUACGCAGUCUGUGUGAGUGUACGUAAACUAACCCUCGAAACUAGGAUCAGUCCCGGUGUGUAUGUGAAGUAGGGAGUGCAUGCGCGCGCGAAUGUGUGUGGAUACCUGUACCACGAGACCUCAAGAACCAGCGUCUCUGGUGGGGAGUGCCUUCAAUUUCCUUGUGGGUGGCUGGCGAUUCUGGCAGCGUCUCCCGGAUUCCUCAUGUAUCUAAACAAAAGCAAAAAAGACAUCCCUCUCUGGUGCGCAUAGUGCUAAGUGACACCGCACGUCUUCCAACUGGGACACAAAGGCAGCAUUUGAUCAGCCAAGAUUUCUCGUCAGAUGAGUUCUCUCUCCACAGUGUGCCAACACAUCGACUCGGCUCGUUUGAGGAUCAGCCCCUCACCCUCAAAGCAACUCCACAAAAGAAAAAAGAAAACGUGCACACCUUACCUGUUUAACACCAAUAACCACACUUCAGCGUUCAAGGAGAAACGACUUACGCGUUGCACCUUUGUCUAUAUACUAGUCCACUUUUGUUAAUGAAAUAUUUUCUUUUUGUUGAUUUUUUUUCUGCGCGGUGUGGUUCUUAAAGUUUGCGAAAAACAAUAACAUCAUAAAAAAGACACCAGACGAGCCACUUGUGCGCGGCGCGGGUCACGCUUCCAAACGGCGCCUCGGCGUCGCGGAAAGUGACCCAGCGCUAGAUCACAGGCGCUCCUGAGACCAGGUACAUUCUUCUAGCAAGUCGACAGCACCGUAAAAGGACAAUGGACUUCUUGCUCUAGAGACCCUGCGCAAACUUCUUGACACAGGCCUUUUUGUUUUGCACACACACAAUACUUUGACUACCAAAGAUAACCGGAGCCGGCCUGGAAGCUCUCAAGAGUAAGAACAAAACGCAACUUUCUCGCUGUAGGCUUUCUUUAUGUUCUUUGGGGGACUAUAACCUUGCAGCUAUCGCCAUGGCAUACUAUGAACUUUAUGCUACCAAGCUCACUGACCCAAGUAGUUUUUUUUUUCCUUUUGGGCCCUUUCUACUUUCUAGAAGUGCAUGUCUCCACGUCUACCGAUGCAUGCGCUGCACAUUUACCUCCAGAGAACGGACUAAAUCGCUAAGCAUCCAGAAACAAUAAUCUUGGCGCCUAUUUAACUGACCACUUGUUUCUUGUUAUCUUCUUCAUAGACAAUGUUCCAGUCAAAGGUGUGCUUGUCUGUCUAUUUAUUUUGUUAUAUGGUGGUGCGUCAAAACGUCCCUCUCUUUGGCUGAAUGAAGACAAGAAAGUGCUCCGCUGCUGCUGUGAACGAAAAUAAUAAAAAAAGAGAACAAUCAUGACACACCGA